CUUCUGAAGACUUUUAUUUGAAGAAAGUCCGCUUGGAAUCUGGGGCUACCCCAAUCAGCCCUACAGCCUUUUUGCAUUGGAGGCCUUGAAAACCAUGUAGAUACUUGAAGCAAACAAAUAGAGAGAGAAAGAGAACAGAGAGAGACAGUUCUUUAUGCUAGUUUGAGAAGCAAGGAGCAAAUAAUGGAGCGCUAUGAGAUACUGAAAGAUAUUGGGUCAGGGAACUUUGGGGUGGCAAAGCUGGUAAGAGAUAAAUGGAGUGGUGAGCUCUACGCUGUCAAGUAUAUCGAGAGAGGCCAAAAGAUUGAUGAACAUGUGCGGAGGGAGAUAGUGAAUCACAGGUCUCUGAAGCAUCCUAAUAUAAUCAGAUUUAAGGAGGUGCUGCUAACACCAACUCAUCUAGCCAUAGUCAUGGAAUAUGCUGCUGAAGGAGAACUAUUUGGAAGAAUAUGCAAUGCUGGUAGAUUCAGCGAGGAUGAGGCAAGAUAUUUCUUUCAACAACUUAUUUCUGGAGUUAGUUACUGCCAUUCCGCGCAAAUUUGUCACAGAGAUCUGAAGCUGGAAAACACACUUCUAGAUGGAAGCUCGGCACCACGUCUCAAAAUAUGUGACUUUGGCUAUUCCAAGUCAUCGGUGUUACAUUCCCAGCCCAAAUCAACUGUAGGAACACCAGCUUAUAUUGCACCAGAGGUCUUGUCAAAGAAAGAAUAUGAUGGGAAAAUUGCAGAUGUUUGGUCUUGUGGGGUUACCUUAUAUGUGAUGCUGGUUGGAGCUUAUCCCUUUGAAGACACACAAGAUCCAAAAAAUUUUAGAAAAACACUUCAGAGGAUUCUUAGUGUUCACUACUCAAUUCCAGCCUACGUUCGUAUCUCCAUGGAAUGUAGACAUCUUUUAUCUCGAAUUUUUGUAGCAAACCCUGAAAAGAGAAUAAGUAUCCCAGAAAUAAAGAAGCAUCCCUGGUUCUUAAAAAACUUGCCCAUAGAGUUCAUGGAUGAAAGUGAAGGUGGCAUGCAGAAUGAGGAUGAAAGUGAAUCCCCCCAAAGUAUUGAAGAAAUACUGUCCAUAAUUCAAGAGGCUGGGAAAGCAGGUGAGGGGGUCAAACUUGGUGCGAUUGUUGUUGGUGGCAGCAUGGAUCUUGAUGAGAUUGAAGCAGAUUGUGACAUAGAUGACAUUGAGACAAGCGGGGAUUAUGUCUGUGCAUUAUGAAAUUUAUUGAGUGCUGGUUUGAGAUAAGGCACACUUUUCAUGGUCAAAGGGAAUCAAAUUAUUGUUUAGUGGGGUGAUGCUGAUUGCCUUCUUUGGAAGCUGGCUGGCUUGGUCUGUGUGUAAAGAGAAUCAGGUUAAGGUUAUGCAUGUUUGCUUUUUUAAAAAAAAUAAAAAAUAAAAACUUGUAAAAAUUUUAGUUCUUCCAUCUCUUGUAAUCUUGAGUUGUGCUUAAGAGAAUACUUGUUGACCUGA
Molecule: messenger RNA, 1458 nt
Organism: Corylus avellana
Lineage: Eukaryota; Viridiplantae; Streptophyta; Magnoliopsida; Fagales; Betulaceae
Gene: SNRK2.7
Product: SNF1-related protein kinase 2.7
Biological process (GO): protein phosphorylation
Molecular function (GO): ATP binding; protein serine/threonine kinase activity
Source: RefSeq, a predicted model, not a curated record